GGCGCGCGUCGCGGACGUGUGUCUCCUCUACUAAACAACAUUUCUGUGCUUCAAUCGGUGUUCCUUGUGCGAGUAGGUCUGCUGCAGUAAACCAUGAAGCUUAGUGUUUAACUGAAGACAUUUGGACAGUACUUUAAGAGCAAGUGAAUAUAGAAGAAUCGAAGAGGAAACGUGAGAUGAACAAGAUUGAAGAUUAGUGUUUUUUUUUGGUUCUACGUGCAUUUAUAAAACUUUGAAAGAAACAUGAUGAUUGCAAUUUGUGUCUUCGUCCUGGCUGCAUCCCAAGCAGCAAAUGCCGGAAUUCUGGAUUCUCUAGGAUGGGCGAGGAGCGAUAAGAUGGAAGUCACAAUUCCUUGGCUUCCAUUCGAGAACGAGUCACGCUGCUACGACGAGCUCGGGUGUCUCAACAUCACGAGGAGCUGGUACCAUCUAAUACACAGGCCUUUCAACGUCUUUCCCUUGCCGAGAUCGGUGAUCAACACCAGGUUUAUACUCUACACCAGACUGAAUCCCACCGAGGGUCAAAUACUUCGUCCGCAAGACGAGAAGACCAUCAAGAAGUCCAAGUUUGAUCCAAAGAAGAAGUCCAAGUUCAUAAUACACGGCUUCAUAGAUACGCCUCUUUCGAAUUGGGUUGGAGAUAUGAGAGAUGAGCUGAUCAAAGCUGACGAUAUGAAUAUUUUCGUGGUGGAUUGGGCCGGAGGAAGUUUACCACUCUACACUCAAGCCACAGCCAAUACACGAUUGGUGGGUUUGGAGCUUGGAUACUUCAUUAAUUACUUGAUUAAAAAUUACAACGUGGAAGCGUCAGAUGUUCAUAUUAUUGGACAUUCUUUAGGAGCUCACACCGCUGGAUACGCAGGAGCUUUGGUACCGGGAUUAGGAAGAAUAACAGGAUUGGAUCCAGCCGAACCCUACUUUCAAAAUAUGCCGGCUCACGUGAGAUUGGAUCCCACAGAUGCGGAACUUGUAGACGUUAUACACACGGAUGGAAAAGGCAUUUUCUUCCUCGGAUACGGCAUGUCGCAACCGUGCGGACAUUUGGAUUUCUAUCCUAACAAUGGAAAAGAACAGCCUGGAUGCGAUAUCACCCAGACGCCUUUGGUUCCCCUCACCUUAAUCAGGGAAGGAUUGGAGGAAGCAUCAAGAGUGUUGGUAGCAUGCAAUCACGUGAGGGCCAUCAAGCUGUUCAUAGAGAGCAUAAACGGACAGUGUCCGUACUUGGCUCACCAAUGUCCCAGUUACCAGCACUUCGUUUCCGGAAAGUGCUUCAAAUGCAAACCUGGUUCCACGGAUUGCGCCUUGAUGGGUUACCAUGCGGAUCUCAGUCCUGGAUUAGAGAACGAGAUUUCGCCGAGACUUCAGGACAACGUAGGCAAUAAGUUCUUCACGACGACCGGUAGAGAACUUCCGUUUUGCCAUCGCCUCUAUCGAAUAAGCUUGGAACUGGCGAAACCGACGACUGCCGAAACUUGGGUUCAGGGUUUCAUCAAAGCUUCCUUACAUAGUCCGCAAGGUGUGGUCAAUCUAGAUUUAACACCUUCUGGCGAUAUGAAGUUGGAGCACGGGUCCACAUACUCAAUGGUGCUCUCGCAUCCGGCGGAUUUGGGAGGGAAUAUCAAACGGAUGGAACUUAACUGGGAGUACGACAUGAAUGUCCUUGAACCUAGAACCUUGUGCCUGUUUUGGUGCAACGACCAUCUCUACGUUAAAAGCGUUUCUGUCGAAGAACUAGAAAUGCCCAGUAGAGGGAAAAGGGAUGCUCAAUUCUCUAGUAAACUAUGCUCAAGGAAUAAGAGGGAUUAUGCAGACAUCGCCAAUAGAGGAAGAGCAAUCUUCUUGGAUAGCUGCAAGCCUCCACAAAAUCAGAGCCUAGAAAUAAGUUAG
Nicrophorus vespilloides is the source of this 1887-nucleotide messenger RNA. RefSeq names its product pancreatic triacylglycerol lipase-like. Gene Ontology annotation, molecular function: triacylglycerol lipase activity. The coding region runs from base 244 to 1887 and encodes 547 amino acids. The record is from RefSeq and is a predicted model, not a curated record. The transcript has 12 exons. NCBI's taxonomy places the organism in Eukaryota, Metazoa, Arthropoda, Insecta, Coleoptera, Silphidae. Gene Ontology annotation, biological process: lipid metabolic process.